CCAUGUCAGCUCGUACAUACGAAAUAUUUCUUAUUACAAUUUUUUUACCGUUUGCAUACAUUCGAUUCUUUCGUGCUGUCACUUGGUCUACUUUAAGCGGCAGUUUCGCGUGAGUCCAACGUUGGAGAGAUGUGACGCAUAGCAAAGCGGUGAAGGUACAUCGCCGCGUUAUGGAUAACAAAAGAAUACUCGAGGAACGUUUGCGAGAAGCGGUUUGUAUUGGCGAUACAGACGCCGUGCAAGAUCUCGUAAACCUAGGCGUUGACGUUAACGUGCGACAAGCUGUCAAUGGAUGGACCGCUUUGCAUUGGGCAUGUAAAAAAGGAUAUCUGGAUGUGGCUGCCCUGCUGUUGAAAAAUGGUGCUGAUAAAAACGCACGAACAGAAAAUGGAGAGACUGCAAUGUCUUUAUGCAGCAAUCAACAAAUUUUAUAUCUUCUCAGCACAAGCAGUGAUGUUACACGAAUCACAAAUGACUUGUCUUUGCACACUGUUACAUCUGCAUACGCACAACCAGAUUUUCUGCACACUGCCAUGAAUCCUCCCAAGAUCAGAAAUAACGUAUAUGAGGACAGUGCAGUUAUCAUGUCAUUUCAUGAUGAAUUGGUAUUGAAAAUUCGAAUUGCCAAUGCAGCGGAUCCAGAUUUCAUAGAGAUAGAAUUGUCACGGAAUGAGUUAACAUACCAGGCAUUAUUGUGCAUAUGUUGCAAGGAAUUAAAUCUCACUCCACAUCAGAUUUUGAAGCUACGCAAAUUACCAAAUACAAGACUGCGGAAGGACAAGGAUAUUCAGAGACUCCAGAAUUUUCAAGAGAUUGAAGUAGUUACUGAUACUAAUGUGUACAAAAACAUUCAGAGUACUAAUGGUAUCACUAACAGUCUGCCGAUGUUAACACCAGCUAAUGGAUAUCAGAGUAUAUCCAAAAAAGAUCAGACUAUUCUCUAUUAAUCAAUCACAUGGAGAGAAUACUUCCUUUGGUAUAUUCAUAAGUUAACAUGUAAACAGUAGAAAAAACAGCAUAAUGUAAGCAAUAUUAUGUUAUUUAUGGCAUAUGUAUCACAGUUUCACAACAUACUAUUUAAGAAA
Molecule: messenger RNA, 1085 nt
Organism: Harpegnathos saltator (Jerdon's jumping ant)
Lineage: Eukaryota; Metazoa; Arthropoda; Insecta; Hymenoptera; Formicidae
Product: ankyrin repeat domain-containing protein 40
Exons: 3
Coding region: 171-947 (258 amino acids)
Molecular function (GO): protein binding
Source: RefSeq, a predicted model, not a curated record